AUGCUCGUUACCAGGCAUCUCGAUACAGAGCAGCACCACUGGUCUAGCAAACUUGAGACCGCCUUCCAUAAAUCUACAAGCCCACGCAUGUCGAGCUACGACGGCCAUUUGUCGACACAGCCUGAUUGGCAGGGGCAAUACGCUUUUCUUCCUCCCGGAGAAGGUAGCAUCUUCGCACAGUCCUUCGAGCAAGUUUCAGGCUCUAACAGUAACAACAAUGUCGCUUCUCAGCAGCGCCCUUCAAGUGCGCAAAACAGCAAUCCUGAGAACACAAGCCAGACAAAUCAUAGCCGCAUAAACUCGCCGAUGAGCCACCAUCGUAUAUUAGACCCUCUUGGACUUCGGCAACCAAAAGCCGAAUCACCUGUACAAGAACAUCCCGACGUUCAGGGUGCGAGCUAUGCUAUAAAGGCUGAGUCUGCGCAUGAAGAGUCAUUGGCUUCGGCGGAUCACCAAGGGUUGCACCUCGGACAGAAUACGAUAAGCUCAACGUCGUCAGCAGGUCAAGAUCAGGAACCCGCGUCUAUUCCAGCUGGAAACGAAGAGGCUGCUAUUGGGAAAGAUGAAGAUGAUGAUGUACUGGAAGACGACGAGAUGGUAGAAGCCGAUGGAGAUGUCACGACGCAACCCCAGACUGCAGCAGAGCGCACAGCUGCCCGGCGGAAAAUGAAGCGUUUUAGGCUUACGCAUCAACAAACCCGGUUCCUCAUGAGCGAGUUCGCAAAGCAGCCGCAUCCAGAUGCUGCCCAUCGAGAACGUCUUUCAAGAGAGAUCCCCGGAUUGAGCCCCAGGCAGGUUCAAGUCUGGUUUCAAAACAGGAGAGCGAAAAUCAAGAGACUCACAGCUGAUGACCGGGAUCGAAUGAUCAAAAUGCGUGCUGUGCCAGAUGACUUCGAUAAUGUCCAGGCAUUACAUUCUCCUUAUGGAGCUGUGCACGGACUGGGAACCCCGAUCACACCUCCUGUUGACUUCGGGGCUUCAUCGUACACAGAACAUAUUAUGCGGCCACUGAUGGUAGACGGCAUGCGCCGAGGGGAUAACGACGACCAUAUGUCCUCUACAGGUAUGAGUCCGGCUUUUGGAAGUAUCGGCUUUACGUCUUCAGGGCCGAUGAACAGCUCUGAUCUUCUUUCACCGCUGUCGCAAUCUUCAAGUGAUCGAGGUUACUAUUCUAGUCACCUAACAGGCCCUCUGGGAGGAGCCCACAGGGCUUCAAACCCUUUCGCCCGGCAAAAUAGCCUCGACUCCGGUGUUCAAAUGCAUUCGCAAAAUAGACAGCAAAUCCGACCCCUGCAGCCACUUCAGCUUAGAGAGACAUUAUCUCGGUCGAGACCAGAGAACCUCCAAUCUCCCCUGCGCUCGAGCAUGUCAUGGAAGGGGGAUGCAAUCGACUACAGCACGUACUCAAAUACCGGUGGUAGCCCUGGAAUCGGAGGACGACAUCAAUCUAUCUAUCAGCCGGACCAGAUGGGAAGUAACUCAACUAGUUCACUGAACUAUGAUUCUAGCUCUUAUUCUGCCCCGGGUGUCCAAACCUCUCCUACCAACAUUAACUACUCGAGCCUACAGCAGCCUUCGCAGAAUAGAUCACGCCUUAGAGCUGCUUCCGCCACUCUUCCGCUCGGUCUAGAUCUCCGACAUCAAUAUCGACCCAUGUCUUCUAGUCACAGUCUUCAGUCUCCUGGUCAUUCGUCUACUCCUCGAGUUCCUACCUCUUCACCCUAUGGGUCAUCAUCUGCAUACACUACGAGCUUCCCGUCUGCUCCGCUAUCGGCGCCAAUCGACUUCCCGCUAUCAAGAACACCUGGAAUUAAUAGAACCUCGGUUCAGGAUUACUCCAUGUCUCAGAUGAGCGCGCCAAUUGCACCCCCUCAGGACUUCACCCAAGCGCUACAUAGUGGUAUAGGUAGUUCAAGUUCUAGGACUCCUAUGAGAGAUUCAUUUGGAGGUGGCCCUUUGAACGUUAAUCAGGGGCAGGGGUCCGGUGAGAGAAGCGAAGACUAUUCACAAGACGGAUCUAGCUCGAGUUUAAAGCGCAAACGAAGCUCGUUCAGCCUCUCGCAGGGUGGACACACGCCUGGACCAGCCCAGACCUCUCAACCAUACGGACACACAACUUGA
This is a messenger RNA of Daldinia childiae, 2121 nucleotides long. RefSeq lists its product as uncharacterized. The transcript has 4 exons. Lineage: Eukaryota; Fungi; Ascomycota; Sordariomycetes; Xylariales; Hypoxylaceae. Gene Ontology annotation, molecular function: DNA-binding transcription factor activity, RNA polymerase II-specific; RNA polymerase II transcription regulatory region sequence-specific DNA binding. Gene Ontology annotation, biological process: regulation of transcription by RNA polymerase II. Bases 1 to 2121 code for a protein of 706 amino acids. The record is from RefSeq and is a predicted model, not a curated record.